GGAGGGGAGGGAGACGCACAGGCAGGAAAGAUGGCGGCGGCGGCUGCUCAGGGUGGGAGAUCCGGUGGUGGCGGAGGCAGUAGUGGGGCUGGCGGCGGUCCCAGCUGCGGGACGGGCAGUAGCCGUAGCGGCUUGUUGGACAAGUGGAAGAUUGAUGAUAAGCCUGUGAAAAUUGACAAAUGGGAUGGAUCGGCUGUGAAAAAUUCUUUGGAUGAUUCCGCCAAAAAGGUACUUCUGGAAAAGUACAAGUAUGUGGAGAAUUUUGGUCUAAUUGACGGUCGCCUCACCAUCUGUACCAUCUCCUGUUUCUUUGCCAUAGUGGCUUUGAUUUGGGAUUAUAUGCACCCCUUUCCAGAGUCCAAGCCUGUUUUGGCUUUGUGUGUCAUAUCCUAUUUUGUGAUGAUGGGGAUCCUGACCAUUUAUACGUCGUAUAAGGAGAAGAGCAUUUUCCUGGUGGCCCACAGGAAAGAUCCUACAGGGAUGGAUCCUGAUGAUAUUUGGCAGCUGUCAUCCAGUCUCAAAAGGUUCGAUGACAAAUACACUCUGAAGCUGACCUUCAUCAGUGGAAGAACAAAGCAGCAACGGGAAGCCGAGUUCACCAAGUCCAUUGCUAAGUUUUUUGACCACAGUGGGACACUGGUCAUGGAUGCAUACGAGCCUGAAAUAUCAAGGCUCCAUGACAGUCUCGCCACAGAAAGAAAAAUAAAAUAGCCAGUUCUAAAAGCAGCCAUCUUUCUGCUGGAUCGUGCUGAAUCAAAGGGUGAGGGAAAAGAAAUAGAAGCCCUAAAAUGGAUUAACGUAAGAGAUACUAAAAUGUCCCCAUUUUGUCCUAAAGUUUUAGUCUAUUCUGGAUAAAUAGGAUUUUCUAGCUCAGAUAUGAGAAGUUGUAGCUCUGAUAGCUAGCUAUAGCCUCUUUGGUCUGCUGAUUGCAUUGUUUUGAUUUGCUUUUCUGGAAAAGCAUUUUUGCUAAGAGCUGUACAAAUUCUUCCUUCAUACCUAGCAGUACUUUAUAUAGUAUAGCUUUGUGCCAUGCAGCCUCUGAAGACUCAGUUUAAUUGUUAACCUGUUGCUAACUUUAUUGUGUUAAUGCCCAUUUCAAUAGCUGUUUCCCUUAAUUCAGGAUACAACUUCUUGUGUACAACAGUUUUCUUUCACACACCGUUUUUGUGGGUGUGUAUAUAUCUGACUUGGGGAGAAUUGGGGGAAGAAAACACAGCUUUUUAAUUCGUUUAAAAAAGACUUUUUGCCUGUUACAUUUUUGUGCUCUUAACCAAUUAAAGAAGCCAAUGGUA
Phacochoerus africanus (Common warthog) is the source of this 1292-nucleotide messenger RNA. It is a transcript of the gene SPCS2, whose product is annotated as signal peptidase complex subunit 2. Lineage: Eukaryota; Metazoa; Chordata; Mammalia; Artiodactyla; Suidae. Gene Ontology annotation, biological process: protein targeting to ER. The coding region runs from base 31 to 711 and encodes 226 amino acids. The record is from RefSeq and is a predicted model, not a curated record. The transcript is spliced from 5 exons. Gene Ontology annotation, cellular component: membrane; signal peptidase complex.